AUGGCCGCUUCUCAAGCUUCAGUUCCUCCAUCGCCGAGGCUGGAGGACUAUGAGAUUGGACCGCUCCUCGGACGAGGCGCUUGCGGCGAGGUCCGGCUCGCCUCGCGGCGGCCGGACGCGGCAGCGAGUUGCGGCGCGGUGCAGCGGUGCGCCGUCAAGGUGAUACCGCAAGGCAAGCCUUCAUCUGCACGGGACGUCAUGUGUGAGGUGGAGAUGCUUCGGCGGUGCUCGCACCCUCACAUCCUGCGGCUUCUCUCUGUCUGCGAGGACGGGCCCAACCUUUGCCUGCUCCUCGAGUUUUGCGCGGGUCCGGACCUGCAGCGGCUGCUCGACCUGCGUGGUGCGCUCCUUGAGGAUGAGGCGAAGCGGAUCUUUUCGCAGGUCUGCGCCGCACUCUGCCACCUCCGCGAGCGGCGCAUCGUCCAUCGCGACGUCAAGCCGGCCAACGUAGCGCUCAAAGCUGCACUGCCCGACGACCGCAGCUCGUCGCUCUCGCGCUGCAUCACAAAACUGCUCGACUUUGGCUUCGCUCGCGUGAUCGAUGUCGCGGUGGCCUCCCCCAGGGCGAGGAGGUGGGGCAAGCGGCGCGGCGACCGCUCCGUGCACGGAAUCGAUUCCGGGUCAAAGCACGGCGGCUCCAACUACGGCGGCUCGAAGCACGGCGGCUCCAACUAUGGCGGCUCGAAGCACGGCGGAUCCGAGUGCGGAUCCACGCACGGCGGCGAGACGACGGUGGAGCUCGAGAUGGACGGCUCGCUCGUGUUUGACGGCAGCACGCACUCGGCCGCGAGCGUGCCGAGCAGCCCGACGGGGCGCCGCACCGUCGGCGAGGUGAGGAUGACGCCGCUCGGGACGCGCCACUGGGCGGAGCCGCGGCUGCAGGCGGCGGGCCUGGGCGGCGGCGUCGGCGCGGACGGGCGGCUCGUCAUGAGCCUCGACGAGGCGCUCCAGCUCGACACCUUCUCCCUCUCGCGGCUGCUGCGCUACAUGCUCACAGGCGCGACCAUCAUGGAGGCGCUCGAGGCGCAGGGCAUGGCGGGCUGUGGCUGUGCGGCCGCCCUGGUCGGCAGGCGGCCGCCGGCGAGGCGCGUGGUGCGCGAGCUGAGCGAGGUGAGCCCCGAGGCGCGGGAGGUGCUCGGCGCCCUGUCCCGCGGGGCGGCCGAGCGCGCCUCCGUCUUCGAGGCGUGCCGACACCGCUGGAUUGCGGACGAGAGCGUGCACGGGCGCGCGCGGGGGUAUACGAGCGACGAAGGAGCGGAGAAGUAG
Messenger RNA from Emiliania huxleyi CCMP1516, 1266 nucleotides. RefSeq lists its product as hypothetical. Gene Ontology annotation, cellular component: cytoplasm. Gene Ontology annotation, molecular function: protein serine/threonine kinase activity; ATP binding. The transcript has 4 exons. The coding region runs from base 1 to 1266 and encodes 421 amino acids. The record is from RefSeq and is a predicted model, not a curated record. Gene Ontology annotation, biological process: protein phosphorylation. NCBI's taxonomy places the organism in Eukaryota, Haptophyta, Isochrysidales, Noelaerhabdaceae.